AGGCAAACAAAAUUACUGAUCCUGCUCCACUGAUAUUAGCAGAAAAUGGCAGAAGAGGCAAAGAUAUAAAAAUGCAAUCUAUGGAAACAAAUUUUUACCGAAGUUUAGGUAAUGACUUUGGCAUAAUCUUAUGUUCUUUGGGAUUUUUGUUUCAAAUAUUAAGCCUACACAUGUAAAAACGCACAAGUUGUUACAGGUCUGCAAACAAGUUGUUGCAAAUCUGUUCACAAACUGUCAACAAGUUGUGUUCGCACUGCUUGUUCCCAGUUGUUGUAACAAGCUUGAUGGCAUUAUCAGACUUGUUACAAGGUUGUUCUAACAAGUCUGAUGCAGUCAUGAUAUAACAAGAAUGUUACAAGGUUGAUGACACAAGUUGUUCCAACAAUUUGUUAUCGUUCUGCAAUUCAACUGUUUGUCAACAAGUUGUGAGUGACAACCUUGUUGCAACUUGAUAGAAUAACAGCAUUGAACAUUACAACUUGUUGACAAGCUUGCUACAAGCCUGUUGCGAACACAUCUUGUUGACAAGUUGAGUGAUUUUUACGUGUGUAGUUUCUGUUGCUUUGUGUUGUGUGGCAAACAUGAUGUAGAAAACUGUCUUCUCCAUUUGUGUAGGAAAGGGAAUACAUCGACCAUUGUUUAAUAUUUACAGACGAGUAAUUCGAGUGUACAAUCCUGAAAAUUAUGUUGGAAGGUAUUGAUACACUGCAAUAGGAUACUACAUGUGUUUGUAAUAAGUUCCAGGUUUCAUUAUAACUUCAGUGGUCUAUAUUUGUUUUUCAGAUGGUCUGAAAGUGAAACACAAGACUUAUUAAGGUGUGAUUUGCUUUGGAUUCAAUUUGAUCAAAACAUAUUAAUACAAGAGUGUAAUCUUUCCUAAUUUAUCAACAGUAAUGCCCCCCUCAAUUUAUUUUUUUAUUAAGGCACACAGACAUUUUCUUCAAAAAAGAGGCUAAAAUACCCUGGUCAAACAAGAAUGAGAGUUGUUGAGAAGCGAGAGUUUGCAUGAGAGUUUUCUCAACUCUCAUGACCCGGUCAAACGAGAACAAGAGUUGCAUGGGAGUUGAUGAGAGUUGAGAAGCAAGAGUUUACAUCAGAGUUUUCUCAACUCUCAUGCACGAGAACAAGAGUUGCAUGAGAGUUGAUGAGAGUUGAGAAGUGAGAGUUUGCAUGAGAGUUGAUCAGAGUUGAGAAGCAAGAGUUUGCAUGAGAGUUUUCUCAACUCUCAUGCCCCGGUCAAACGAGAACAAGAGUUUGCAUGAGAGUUGAUGAGAGUUGAGAAGCAAGAGUUUGCAUGAGAGUUGAUCAGAGUUGAGAAGCAAGAGUUUGGAUGAGAGAUUACUCAACUCUCAUGCCCCGGUCAAACGAGAACAAGAGUUUGCAUGAGAGUUGAUGAGAGUUGAGAAGCAAACGUUUGCAUGAGAGUUGAUCAGAGUUGAGAAGCAAGAGUUUGGAUGAGAGAUUACUCAACUCUCGUGCAUGCCUCAGUAAUACGAGAACAAGAGUUGAUGAGAAAUGACUGGAUAUUACCACACAAUAGUGAAAACUCGAACCAGUUCAAAGUUGAUGAGGGUACAUGAGAGUUGGCUGUGAAACGCGAACGAGAGUUGCAACUCUUAUGAACUCUCAUCAACUCUUAUGACAGUUCCCAGGUUGUUAGUUCAAAAGAGAUGUAUUUUCCAAACUUUAAGGUUUCACGGGCUGUUUGGAGACCAGUGGACAAAAAUCGGCAGUUGCCUUGGUCGCAGUGGAAUGUCAGUCCUUCAUAAGUUCCUGGAACUACAGGGAACAAAUGGUAAGAAUUGUCAUAUCUUGCAGGACAUUUUUUAGGAAAUUACAACUGAUGGGGCUAAGUCUCAAUGAGGGCCCUUCCCCCAUACAGUUACGCGUACAUAAAGACCAUGCUGUGCUGACUCUUAUAAGAUGAAAUGUCGAGAAUGUGAGAGGAUAUGAGAAAGCAGGCAGAUGCAGGAUGAUUUCUUACUAAUGAUCAAAAGGGCUCGGCCAGCUCAUCUGAAAAUAUUGCUUCACUACUGGGGCAAGCAAAGGGCCUACUGGGGGUAAAUGACCCAGUAGUUAUAUAGUUUAAAAAUGCCCUGCUUGUUGUAGGUUAUGAGGGGGGCAGCAGGUUGCUUUUUUUACAGAAACUACACUUCGAAAAUCGUGCGUUAUUCACAUGAAUUUAAGUAUGAGUUUCAAGCUCAAAUUUUAAUCUGAAAUUCCUCUCAGAAACGUAUUCCACCUUUAUGAAGAAAAGUCAAAAGGAAGCCUGCGAAAACAAGCUGUCAUGUUGUUUUACAAUGCAUUUUAGUCUUUGGCGUCGUGCAAGGAAUAAAAUUGUUCCAAUCUUUCUGUUUUUCUACAGAGGGCUGCUGGUCAGUGGAAGAAAUUGAGCGUCUCGAUGCGAGCGUAAGAGCUUCGACAGGCACUGAAUUUGGGAGUCAAAUUUAUGGCGAUAUAAAUUGGAUUGAAGUAGCAGAUUUCGUUAUGACACGAACGUCUUAUCAAUGUCGGGCAAAAUGGUAAAGCAUGUAUAGUUUUGUUGUGGACUUGUGAUAAGGAGGAGAUUUUAGAACCGAUAGUGUUAUCCAGAAUAGAGCUUUUGCACAUGACGUCACAGCCGCCAUGUUCGUGUUCCAAUUCAAAAGAAUUUUAAUUAGAUUCUUUUGUCUGGAACACCAACAUGGCCGCCAUGGCUUUUGUUGAGUUGGUCCCUGGGGAAUGAGUGCCAACGCUCUAUAUAUAAAGUUAGUUUAGGUUUUCUUCUAUAGCCCUAGUACUGAACUAUUUUGGAGUGAUCUGAUACAGUUCAAUUGAAAUAUUUUAAGAUUUUUUUAUUUAGGUUAAAAGAUGUAUGUUGGAAAACUGCCAGUGGGGAAAAGAACAUCAAAUGGAAUUCGGAAGAUGAUGUUAAACUAAUCGAAAGGUUA
This is a messenger RNA of Paramuricea clavata, 2930 nucleotides long. Lineage: Eukaryota; Metazoa; Cnidaria; Anthozoa; Malacalcyonacea; Plexauridae. The record is from the annotation of a GenBank genome assembly.